Dibothriocephalus latus is the source of this 255-nucleotide messenger RNA. The record is from the annotation of a GenBank genome assembly. NCBI's taxonomy places the organism in Eukaryota, Metazoa, Platyhelminthes, Cestoda, Diphyllobothriidea, Diphyllobothriidae.
AUGUCAUCGCGUCCAUUGCUUGCUCUCCUAAUCAGUCUUCACCUCUCCCUGGCCUACGCGGCCGUGCUCUAUCCCUGGACGUACGCUGACUUUAUCGACACCAGAGGGUUGGGCGGCGAGAAUGAAGCGGGCCCCUUGGAGGAACAAGCAGACGCAGAGGAGGAGCAGCAGCGGCCCGGUCUCGCCAAACGUCCCUUCUACAACCCCUGGGCAAACUACCAUGCGCUGAUUUCAAGGCUGAAGAGUGCUCGCUCG